CAUUAUCUUCAUUUUCGGGAUUGAACUCUUCAAGUUUAGGGUCAGAGGGCGUGGAAAAACCUUAGCAUAGGCAGCCAUGGCGGAUUCUGCUAGCACCGAUAUCAACUCUGAAAUCGAUAAUAACACCAACCUUAGCCCGACACCUCCAUCCGAUACCAGUCGCGACGCCGGUACACCCAUAAAUCAAUCAAGCUCACCCGUUGUUUGCCUCGUAAAGUUUGCCGGCGAUGCUGCUGCCGGCGCUGCCAUGGGAUCCAUUUUCGGCUACGGCUCAGGAUUGUUUAAGAAGAAAGGCUUUAAGGGUUCCUUUGCAGAAGCUGGAUCUUCUGCAAAGUCAUUUGCAAUCUUAUCUGGAGUUCACAGUCUGGUUGUUUGCUUUCUGAGGAGACUGAGAGGAAAGGAUGAUGUUAUAAACGCUGGAGUGGCUGGAUGCUGCACCGGUCUUGCUUUGAGUUUCCCAGGUGCACCUCAGGCCCUUUUUCAGAGCUGCCUCACAUUUGGGGCAUUCUCAUUUAUCAUUGAAGGGCUAAACAGACAGCAGCCCGCAAUGGCAUUUACACAGCCAAUGAUAUCGAGAGAUAUGCCCCAAUUAAUAAACGCUGUUCCUCCCCUGGCAUUUGCUAUUCCUGAUGAACUCAAAAAAUCAUUCUCCGUCUUUUGUCAGUCAAUAAGAACACGGAGCAAGAGCAGCAGCAGUUUCGGUUUCUAGUUGUGAAACAUUCAUAUUUUGGAAGUUUGUAAUUUUUCUUUUGUAGUGAGUUUUUAGUGGAUCUUGUGUCCCAAAAUCCUAUCAAAUAUUCUUCUUUCUAUAUAAAGACUAUUAAGAAUCUUUCACUUGCUA
This is a messenger RNA of Impatiens glandulifera, 841 nucleotides long. Its product is annotated as chloroplastic import inner membrane translocase subunit TIM22-2-like. Gene Ontology annotation, biological process: protein targeting to chloroplast; protein insertion into mitochondrial inner membrane. Gene Ontology annotation, molecular function: transmembrane protein transporter activity. Bases 77 to 709 code for a protein of 210 amino acids. Gene Ontology annotation, cellular component: TIM22 mitochondrial import inner membrane insertion complex; chloroplast envelope. The record is from RefSeq and is a predicted model, not a curated record. The transcript is spliced from 5 exons. Lineage: Eukaryota; Viridiplantae; Streptophyta; Magnoliopsida; Ericales; Balsaminaceae.